Eremomyces bilateralis CBS 781.70 is the source of this 1611-nucleotide messenger RNA. RefSeq lists its product as uncharacterized. The transcript has 3 exons. Gene Ontology annotation, molecular function: GDP-dissociation inhibitor activity. The record is from RefSeq and is a predicted model, not a curated record. Gene Ontology annotation, biological process: small GTPase-mediated signal transduction; protein geranylgeranylation; vesicle-mediated transport. Lineage: Eukaryota; Fungi; Ascomycota; Dothideomycetes; Eremomycetales; Eremomycetaceae. The coding region runs from base 1 to 1611 and encodes 536 amino acids. Gene Ontology annotation, cellular component: cytosol; cytoplasm; nucleus.
AUGGACACCCUCGAUGGCACUGAGUGGGAUGUACUGAUUGUCGGUACUGGCAUCCAACAAUCUCUUCUUGCACUGUCACUGUCUCGAUCUGACAAGAAAAUCUUGCACAUCGACCCAAAUCCCUACUAUGGAGGUGUCGAAGCUGCCUUUGCCUUGAAAGAGGCAGAGGAGUUUGUCACCCGUCACCAAGGCUCUGGACGGUCGAUUCAGAAUGCCAAGCUGGCACUCUCUCCCUCUCUCGGAGAAGAUGCAGAAACAAAGCUUGCGCCAUCAAGGUCAUAUAGCUUAGCACUCGCGCCUCAACUCCUAUACACGCAAUCCGCUCUUCUCCCGGCCCUCGUCACUUCGAGAUUACAUACGCAACUCGACUUCCUCGCUGUCGGCAGUUGGUGGGUGUACUCAUCGAAAGAUGGAGGUAACCCAUCACAAGCAGACGAAGGUGCGACGGGGUUUGAGGAACGGCAUCCUCGUUCCACUUUGACAAAGGUGCCUGCCGGGCGAGAAGAUGUGUUUGCCGACAAGACCGUUGACAUCCGGUCUAAGCGGUCAUUGAUGAAGUUUCUUCGCUUUGUCGGUGAAUAUGAAAAGGAGGAGGAGGCCUGGCAGCCCUUCUCCGAUGCACCAUUUCAGCAUUUUCUUCAAGAGCACUUCCACGUCCCUUCCGUCGUUCAGGCACCAUUGAUGGCUCUGACAAUGUCUCAAAAGCCAUCGGAAGAGACGCGGACUGAUUUCGCGCUGCCUAGGAUUGCACGGCAUCUACGCUCGAUUGGUCUUUUCGGCCCUGGGUUUGGUGCCGUGUUGCCUAAAUGGGGUGGGCUCUCUGAAAUUGCUCAGGUUGCUUGUCGAGCUUGUGCGGUUGGUGGAGGCGUCUAUGUCCUUGGGAAGGGACUUGCCGGCGCGCCAGACCAGGCUGCAAACUCUACGGAUCCUCAACUCUCAUUGAAAUUGACCGGAGAAGAUACCGUGCGUUCGAGGAUUGUUGUUGGCAGCCAGGAAGGUUUGACUUCAGUUCUACCGCCAUCAGCGAUGCAGGCUCGAGAGGGAUCUACCAUUUCAGUUGUGUCACGGUCAAUUUCGAUCGUGUCUUCCAGCCUCUCGGAUCUGUUCCCACCAUUUGCGGAAGGAUCGCCGCCUCCUGCCGGUGCUGUGGUGGUAUUGCCUUCAGGAUCCUUUAGUACCACCGAUGACCAGGAUCCCGAACAAGGUAACCAGCCUCCGGUCCAUAUCUUGAUUCAUUCCAGUGAGUCAGGAGAAUGCCCAUACGGACAAAGUGUUCUUUAUGCGAGUGUUGAUGGAGCGGGUAAUGAGGAAACGCUGAAACAUGCGGUCGCCUCUCUACUUGAUCCGGUGCAAGAGGAGUCUACCUCGAAAGUUUUGUGGUCGAUGUACUUUGAGCACAAGUAUCAUCAACCUGUUCAGGAUGCGGUGGACGCGGGGAAGGAUGACCGCGUGCUAGUUAUUCCCGAGACGCCCCAGGAUCUCACGUUUGAUGAUUCGAUCCUUGAUAGCGUUAAAGAAAUCUGGCAAAAGGUCAUGGGUCCCGAUGUGACCGACUUUCUAGUGUUUGAGGAGCGGGAGAGCAAUCUCGACGAUGACGAUGAAGAGGUCUAA